Styela clava is the source of this 1940-nucleotide messenger RNA. Its product is annotated as tektin-2-like. Gene Ontology annotation, biological process: cilium assembly; cilium movement involved in cell motility. Gene Ontology annotation, cellular component: nucleus; microtubule cytoskeleton. Lineage: Eukaryota; Metazoa; Chordata; Ascidiacea; Stolidobranchia; Styelidae. The record is from RefSeq and is a predicted model, not a curated record.
GAUCAAUUGUUCUCGACGCUAAUUCCACAGGCGGCUCGCGUUGUCUGUUUCGUCGCUUUCUUCUCGGUGUUUUACGUAACUUACUUGGAUUUAUUCGACUUGUAUGUUGAUCGUUCUUUAAGCAAAGUGUAAUUAGCCUAAUUUGUAAUAUACAGACAUGGCAACGUUAAGUUUGAAGCCGACCCAACGGUUUGCACCAUCGGAUUGGUUUUCUUCAAAUGAAUUGAUUUCAACGAACGCUGAACGUCAAAGAGUCAGCUCGCAUCAGAUUCGCCAGGAAAGCAGAGCUUUAGCAAAUGUUACUGCAAAUCAAACCAAGUGGGAUCAACAUGAUAACAAUACAAGAUUAGAUAACAGGAUUGAUGACAUAACAAAAUGGAGGGAAACACUUGAAAGAUGUUUAGCGGAAACGGAUGAUGAAAUCAGGGCUUUAAAUCAGUCCAAGUUAACAACGGAGCAAGCUUUAGAAGCAAAGGCACUGCCACUAGAUGUUGCCAUUGAGUGCUUGACCUUGCGUGAAGGUCGCCAGUCCAUUGAUAUGGUUCGUGACAAUGUGGAAGCCGAGUUACAUAAGGAAGUGGAAGUAAUUGAAGGGAUCAAAGGUCAACUUCAGAAAAGAAUUGCAGAAUCCUUUGAACAACUUUGUCUUUUGCAAGAAGCAAGACAACAAUUGCAAAGUGAUUUGAAAGACAAGACAGAGGCACAGAGUAUUGAUCGAACAUGUUACGCUGUCAACAAUGAAUCCGCAGGGAUUUCAUACAAACCGAACCCAACAAGAGUACCAAAGGAGAGUACUACACCCGAGGCUUGGCAUCAAUUCUCGCAAUACAACAAAGACCGUGCUGAAGCAGAAAUGAGGGCAAGUGUCACUUUACGAGAAGCGACUGCUGCUACUUUGGCACAAACUCGAAAUGAGUUGGAAGCGCAGAGAAAUGCAACUGAAUUUGCCUACCGUAAGCGUAUUCAUGAAACUGAGAGAGCAGAGGGAGAAUUGGAAUGGCAGAGAAAGAACACGAAAGAAGAGAUUGAAGAAGUGGAAGCUGAUAUUCGUAACCUUGAGGAAGCAAUUCGUGCCAAAGCAGCUCCAUUGAAAGUUGCUCAUACAAGACUGGAAACAAGAACUUACAGACCUAACGUGGAACUUUGCAGAGAUAAGCCUCAAUAUGGAUUGGUUGAAGAAGUCAGACAGAUUGAAGGAAGUAUUUCUCAAUUGAAAGAAAAACUAGCUCAAGCACACCACGCGAGAGACGCUUUAUACAAGCAUCUAUAUCGCAUCGAAGAGGACCUUGCUUGCAAACGCAAUUCAUUGGAUUUGGAUAGAAGAUGCGUGGACGUUCGUCGCAAACUCAUUGUACCAGCUGAAACCUUUGUGGCAGAACGUCCAUCAGAUGACUUCUCCCGUACCCAGCAACGUCGAUCCACACCUGUGUCUCCUAUCAAAACCAGUCAGCUUGAUUUAGAGUGAUUUGACUCUUUUGCUUCUCGUUUUAUUGAUACUUUAAAAUGAAAUGUCUAUUCUUUAUUUUAUUUUUUGAAGCCAUUCGCACUUUUGUGGACUAGAUUAAGUUUUGUUAGCCCGUCAAUAAAUUUUAGUUUGCGUUUCACUAAUUCACUGUUUUUGAAGUGCAUCAUCACUUACUCGCCACCGAGAAAUCUUUAUUCGAUUUGUCACUUUAAUUGACUUUAUAAACCUGCCUGCAUUACAAAACUGCUUUUGUCAUUUUGCAACUCCGAAAUUAUCAUUUAUCAUGCUUGAGUAACUUAGCAAAACGCCUUUUCAAUAAUUGGCCGGCAAAAAUAAUAAAAUGCAUUUUCAAUUAUUGACCGAUCACAUCAUAGUGAUAUAGUUUUGUUACUUUUCCACAAUGUUGUUAAAUGCUGUUGUGGUCGAUAAUUUUCACACUGUCAUGUAAUAAAUGUAAUGCAUGCGUUGUAAAAUA